Messenger RNA from Cydia pomonella (codling moth), 2617 nucleotides. RefSeq lists its product as uncharacterized. NCBI's taxonomy places the organism in Eukaryota, Metazoa, Arthropoda, Insecta, Lepidoptera, Tortricidae. The transcript has 5 exons. The coding region runs from base 134 to 1099 and encodes 321 amino acids. The record is from RefSeq and is a predicted model, not a curated record.
AUCACCGGUCAAGUGGCCACUGUCCGAGCGUCUUCACUGCGGCACGAAUCAUCGGACUGCACGCAUGUCCGUACUUACAAGUAACUUAUGACUAAGUCGUUUCUGUGCAUUGUUUACAACUGCGAUAUUCAUCAUGAGCUCGCUCAAGACACUCUCAGUGUUGUUAUUAGUGCAAUUAAUAUGUCAGUGUUCACAGGGGCAGCAGAAGCUAAAGUUCUUCCGGAAAGACUACACUUUCAUAGAGGAGUCCCAGGCGUUUUAUAAAAUACAUACGAUACAUAGGACAUGGCCAGAUGCGAGAAAGAGAUGUUCAAUGGAGGGGGCCAGUUUAUUCUAUGCUGAAGAUGAGAUUGAGGCAGACGCUGUGAUGGGUUUAUGGAAUAGGACACAACCGUUUUCCUGGGUGUAUGUUGGAAUAUCGGAUUUGUUGGCGAAAGGAGUUUGGGAAACAAUUGACGGUCGUCCAAUACUAGACGUAUUCAGCAACUGGGGUCCCGGCGAGCCUAACGACGCGAACAACGUUGAGGACUGCGUGAUCUGGCGGCGGGACAACUCGCUCAACGACGACCGAUGUGACAAAAAAUUCCCCUUCAUCUGCAAAAAAAGUCUCCUCGAUCUAGACUGGAACACGCUUUGUGAUAUGCCUGAUACCAGUUACCACUACAAUAAGGAUUUCGGUAAAUGCUACAAGUUUCACCUCUCCCCAAUGAACUGGACGGACGCCCACGCCGUGUGCAGCGCGGAACAGUCGUAUUUGGCCGUCAUCAACAGCCAAUCUGAGGCUGACUAUCUGGUCAAAAUCACGGAGGAGGCCCCUAAGAGCAAGGUCAAAGGGAACUUCUUGAGCGGAGCGGUGUAUCUUGGCUUUCAUAAUAGGGAUAAUGACGGGUGGAAAACUAUUAAAGGCACCACACUAGAAGAUAGCGGGUACACGGGCUGGGGCAACCAGCAGCCGGACGGCGGCGACAACGAGACCUGCGGCUCCAUGUUCUAUAACGGCCGCCUCAACGACCUGGGCUGCUUUCAUCGGUGCUUCUUCAUAUGCGAGCACGAUAUAGGCCUGCUUAGUGGCGCUAUAGAGGAGAGGUUCGGAGACUGAGGUGUAGAAUUGGGCCAAGUUAACCUGUCGUCUAUAAUAUCCGCAUUUGGAUGCGGAUAUUACCGGCCAAAAAAAAUACAUAGUCAAAAUUUUGAGAAAAAACGUAUCCUCUAUCUACCGCAGCCGGAAAUCUCCGUCUAGUACUUAUUUUGUGCCCCGUAUUUGUACAGAUUACCGGUCAUUUUACCCUCAGUAGAAAAACAGUUUUAUUUAAACGCGAUUUAAAGCUGCUUUUGGACUGUGAAUUUGCUUGCGUAAAAAAAAAUCCCUGGAAACAAACCUGGGGUAGCCCGCGCGGGUGGGGAGCGCGAUGACGGGGGCAACAAACACUUGGCCGGUAAUCUCCGGCCUCGGUAGAUAGAGGGAGAGGAGUCGCUUUUUUUACCGUUAGGUAGACGACAGGCUGACUCUGCAAUGGCAAAGUUUGGAAGUGCAUAAACGGCUUUUUUAUGUAAAUAUAACGAUAUAUGUGAUAUGGCACUUUGACAAGUCAAAGUUAGUGUAGAGUUAGCUUAGUCCGACUAUACACCGUGUUUUUAUUAAAUUCAGUUAACUUCGGGGUAUCGGUAAGUACCUAUGUUAAGGGAAACUAAAUGGCAUAGUUAAUUUAAAAAAAAACCUUUAUUUUUUUAAUUAUGAUUUUUGUAUAAAAAAGUGAUUAAAUGUUGCAUAUAGCGUUGUUGUAACACGGGCAUUACAUUUAACUCAACCGAACAAUUGAAAACUGUGUCAUAUCAAUGUUAUUUCGAACAUCAAUCGUCCGAGAUAGUAUUUACGUUUAGUAGCAAAUUUAUUAACUCAUACUAAGCAUUUAUCAAUAUGUAAACGGGCCUUAAGGCAAGUACACGCUCGUAAGGGCCUUAUAAGAUAAAAAUUAAAUAUUGAUUAUCUCCGAAAUGGAGUUAAUUUGAAUACGUUACGUUGAGAACGUUACUUAAUUUAAGCUCAGGGAUGCACCUCUAAAAUUAAUGGAAAUCAAAAAUACACGGUGUAUAUUUAAGCACUGUUUAUAUAUCCCAGUUAGUUAGUGUUACCUGACAAAACAUUGAAAAAAUUACCUACUUAAAAAAGUUAAAUGACAGCAGUUGGAUAGCUCAAUCUGUUAUUUUUCUACAAAACCAGGUUCGGAAGUAAAAAAAAAUAUUGACUUUAUUAAACUAGCACUUUAGUAUCUGGGAUAUAAAACAGAGUUUAAUGUGUUGAAUACUAAGCAAUAAAGCAGUUACAAGUUUUGUAUCUGCAUUGCGAACUUGUGUCGUUCAUUGCCAAUGCCAUUGAUAAAGUAACCGGUGAUUGUUACGAAUCGCCCGGCAGAAAGUAGCUUAGUUUGGUGCUAAAUGUAGAUUAAGUAUGUAGGAACCCAUUUAUUUUUUAUUAUCUAUCUCAUUUUAAUUUGGUGUAAUCAGAAAAGCUGGUUGCCCGCGACUGUGCCCCUUUGUUUAUUAAAUAAAAAAUAUACCUAAUCGUAGAAGCCAAAUGUACAUAUUUUUAAUGAUAAACAUUGUUUAUUACACUUAA